UUGCGCUGUCCCGCAGCUCGGCUGGAAACAUUGACCAUGCUGUAAAAUUUAGUAGACAAUACCUAAUUCUCUAAGCGCUGGAUUUACUGUUUUAGCAUGCAUGUGUCGCUCAGGUUUAUAGACUGCCUCGUAAUUUAGCGAUGUACCGUCUUUAAACAGGAAUAUUUGGCAACAGUAAGCUUGGAUGUUUAACUAGCUUGCCGGCUAAAUUAGCUAGUUAGCGUUAAAGCUGUCAUUCAUUGUUGUGCAGUUAGGUUAUAACUUGGACAGAAAAGAAAAAAAACAUGACAGAAGUGUCGUGGAAUCAAACAAAAACCGUUUUAUCUAACCUUAUGCUUCUUUGUUAACAUGCCAGCUAAGAUGUCUUCAGAAUUAACUGCUUUACUUUCUUAUUUUGCUAGCAUAACUAAACUUGCUAAAUCAAUAGACUGAUUAAUUUUGACAGACAGGGGAGUGAGGAGGCUUUCUAUGCCCCGCAGCACGAAUAGCGUCAGGUUGACUCGGCAGAGCGAGAGAUAAGCGACUAGAACCACAAGCAGUCUGGAAACGGACAAAGUUUUCAGUUGGCUAGCUAAGGAACAACUGUUCCUGUUCAUAUGUUAUCUAGGAACCUUUGAGGCUAUUAGUUGACUUCCUACAAGAUUGGAGUGAGCGAGCGAGCUCAAACGGGCCAGGUCGUGCAGCUGUAUUACAUUAAAUAGUAGAUACAUUGUAGUUAAAUUAGGAAAAUAAAUAAAGAAUUAAAUCAUGUCUCCUAUACCUACUCUGCCGAUCAUCAUCAACUGUUGCAUGUCUGCUCUUGGGUGUAUUGCAACGGCCAAACUCAUUCCAGCCUUCAAACAACAUUUCAUAUCUGCCAGAUUAUAUGGCCUGGACAUGAACAAAACCACAAAAAAGGAAGUGCCCGAAUCGCAAGGUGUGAUCAGUGGCACGGUCUUCCUCAUCAUCCUCUUCCUCUUCAUCCCCGUGCCUUUCCUCAGCUGCUUUGUUGGAGAGCAAUGUCAGCGCUUCCCUCACAAUGAGUUCGUGCAGCUGAUAGGUGCGCUGCUGGCCAUCUGCUGCAUGAUCUUCCUGGGCUUCGCCGAUGACGUGCUCAACCUGCGCUGGAGACACAAGCUGUUGCUGCCUACCAUGGCCUCACUGCCCCUCCUCAUGGUGUACUUCACCAACUUCGGCAACACCGUCAUAGUGGUGCCCAAGCCCUUCCGGGCCCUGCUCGGGAUGCAUCUGGACCUGGGUAUUCUUUAUUAUGUAUACAUGGGAAUGCUGGCUGUGUUCUGCACGAAUGCCAUCAACAUCCUAGCUGGCAUCAAUGGCAUCGAGUCUGGGCAGGCCCUCUUCAUCUCUGCCUCCAUCAUCAUCUUCAACAUACUGGAGCUCAAUGGAGACUAUGGGGAUGACCACGUUUUCUCUUUGUACUUCAUGAUCCCAUUCUUUUUCACAACCUUGGCCCUCUUCUACCACAACUGGUACCCGUCCUCUGUGUUUGUGGGGGACACAUUCUGUUACUUUGCUGGGAUGACGUUUGCCGUGGUCGGCAUCCUUGGCCACUUCAGCAAGACCAUGCUGCUCUUCUUCAUCCCCCAGGUGGUGAACUUCAUCUACUCCCUCCCCCAGCUCUUCCAUGUGGUCCCUUGCCCCAGGCACCGCCUGCCCAGAUUGCAGCCAGACACUGGAAAGCUUGGGAUGAGCUAUUCCAAGUUUAAACAGAAAGACCUUGGCAAGUUAGGACAGCUCGUGCUGAAGGUGGCGGAAACUUUAUGGCUGCUGGAUGUGCGCAGGGGCCAGGAGGGAGAUGAUGAGUUUAUUGAGUGCAGCAACAUGACCCUAAUUAACCUAGUGCUAAAGAUACUGGGGCCCACACACGAGAGAAACCUCACAGCCGUUAUGCUAUUAAUACAGGUGUUGGGCAGCGUGAUCGCCUUUGGAAUCCGGUACCAUUUGGUUCGACUGUUCUAUGAUGUGUAGUCCCUCUGUAAAAUGGAUAUGUAUGAGCAACAGAUUCCCUCAGAAAUUUCCCAUCCUGAAACAAUGUUAAUCUAGUUCUAACAGUUGGGAUGGUUGCAAAUCUGCCUCUUCUUUACCAUUUGCAUAGGGAUCUGUUUCCAAAAGUGUACAAUUCAACUACUGUGUUUACGCUUGGAUGAUGUGAAGGUGCACGUUAAAAACCUUUUGGCAUCACGGUGUCAUUAGAGAUUCACCGUUUUCUUGGACAUAAUAGGCACCAUGCAAAUUAAAACUGAUUGUAAUUGUGAUACAAUAGAAUAAUGGCUACCAAAGCUGCUUAGUUUAAAGAUUACUAGCUGUGGUAGAAAGAAUAUUGAAAGAAUACAUUCAAUUGAAACCACUGCUGUUUCAGAGAGAAAACGCCUGCUAAGAGUAAGAGUAUUUGAAUGAAAGAGGAAAAACAUAGGAAAAUUAAAUAGUAACAACAUAGUAAAGACACUGAAGUAAAAUUACAUUGGCUUUACUGUCUUACUGAAGUAAUUUCUUUUACAUCCUUAUUCCCCUUCAUUAUGUUACAGAAUAUCUAAAGUAUAACAGGCAUUACAAGUUGGAUAUUUCAUUCAUAUUGUACCUAAAUAAAAGUACAAGAUCUAAUUUUUAAAAACUACUGUUACUUCCCAUUGCUAAAUUCAGGUAUGACAAAGUCAUAUAUAAAAUUAGAUUUCUUUAUUCAAUGUAACACUGAAUCUGUCUUUCAUGGACAUGCAUCAGUUUGACACUGCACAAAAUAUGUGUCAAAUUAUUGUUUAUAUAUGCUCUCCUAACAGAGAGCUAAGUUAGAAAUAAAAUGUUUUUAAAAUAAA
Molecule: messenger RNA, 2810 nt
Organism: Electrophorus electricus (electric eel)
Lineage: Eukaryota; Metazoa; Chordata; Actinopteri; Gymnotiformes; Gymnotidae
Gene: dpagt1
Product: dolichyl-phosphate (UDP-N-acetylglucosamine) N-acetylglucosaminephosphotransferase 1 (GlcNAc-1-P transferase)
Biological process (GO): dolichol-linked oligosaccharide biosynthetic process
Cellular component (GO): membrane
Molecular function (GO): UDP-N-acetylglucosamine-dolichyl-phosphate N-acetylglucosaminephosphotransferase activity
Source: RefSeq, a predicted model, not a curated record